AUGGCUUCCGAUUCAGCAUCGCAGGUUUCAGUCGGAGCCCUCAGCGCCAUAUUCGACGACACAAAGCCCCAAGUACAAGAACCUAUUCUUCAGUGUGUUCAGAUCAAGCCGUUGCCUCCGCAGCAGAACAACCAAGAACGCUUUAGAGCUGUCUUCAGCGACAUCUCUAAUUAUGUUCAAACUAUGCUUGCUACUCAAUUAAACCACAAAGUUACGAGUGGCUUGCUUCGCAAAGGAUGCUUUGUUAGGCUGAAAUCCUUUCAGGCGAAUGCAGUGAAGGGGAAAAAGAUUCUCAUAAUACUCGACUUAGAUGUUCUUCAAGAACUAGGUGAAAGUGAGAAGCUUGGAGAACCGCGUCCGUUAGAAAACAAGACCGAAGAUGAGGAAAAGCCGCAGCCAACAACUAUCUCAAGCAAUGGAUUUUAUGGCUGCAAGUCUCAAGCUUCCUCUGUGCAGCCCAACAGUCGUCCGCAACCAGCUCGCCCAGCUUUACCCUCAGCGGCUCACACUACGAUUUACCCAAUCGAGGCCAUUUCACCAUAUUCGCAUAAGUGGACAAUCAAGGCUCGUUGUACUAGCAAAUCAAACAUAAAAACCUGGCAUAACAGAAAUACCGAAGGCAGACUGUUUAGUGUCAACCUGUUGGACGACAGCGGCGAGAUUCGCGCAACGGGUUUUAAUGACCAAUGUGACAUGCUUUACGAUAUCUUCCAGGAAGGCAGUGUCUAUUACAUUUCGAAUUGUCGUGUUCAGAUUGCCAAGAAGCAGUUCACAAAUCUUAACAACGACUAUGAACUUACCUUCGAGAGAGACACCGUCGUUGAAAAGGGAGAAGACCAGAGCGACGUGCCACAAGUGCGGUUCAAUUUCACCACAAUCAGCGAUCUACAAUCAGUGGAGAAGGACACUACCAUCGACGUUAUCGGUGUACUGAAAGAAGCUGGAGAGGUAUCACAAAUUGUCUCGAAGACCACCAAUAAACCCUACAACAAGCGAGAAUUGACUCUGGUCGACAAUACCGGAUACUCCGUUCGAUUGACUAUCUGGGGCUCUGCAGCACUGAAUUUUAGCACUCUACCUGAAUCGGUAAUGGCUUUUAAAGGAGUGAAGGUUUCCGAUUUCGGAGGCCGGAGUUUGAGUCUGCUGAGCUCUGGUUCAGUAACAGUAGACCCUGACAUCGAAGAGGCCCACAGGCUCAAAGGCUGGUACGAAGCGCAAGGCAGGGAUGAAGGGUUCAAAUCCCAUGCUUCUAUGUCGGGCACAGCAACAUCCGCCGCCAGACCUGAUCACUUCAAAACCAUAGCUCAGAUUCGGGAAGAGCAACUUGGUAUGUCCGAAGAGGCAGUCUACUUCUCACUCAAAGCCACCGUUAUCUAUAUAAAGCAGGAGAAUAUCUGCUAUCCUGCCUGCCUCUCAGAGGGCUGCAACAAGAAAGUCACCGAGCUUGACCCUGGUCAAUGGCGGUGCGAGCGUUGCGACAAGACGCACCCGCGACCUGAAUAUCGCUACAUAAUGCUUGUCAACGUUAGCGACCAUACCGGUCAACUUUGGUUAAGCUGCUUUGACGAAGUGGGAAAGGUGAUGAUGGGCACUUCCGCGGACCAGAUAAUGGACCUGCGACAAAUGGAUGAAAGGGCGGCUGGUGAAGUAUUUCAAGAUGCCAAUUGCCGUACCUGGAAUUUUCGAUGCAGGGCCAAGAUAGAUCACUUUGGUGAUCAACAGCGAAUUCGAUACCAGGUCUCAUCUGCUAGACCCAUCAACUACUCCGAGGAGGCUUCGCGCUUGGCAGAACAAAUUGAUUUGUAUACCAUUCCUUAG
Molecule: messenger RNA, 1818 nt
Organism: Aspergillus saccharolyticus JOP 1030-1
Lineage: Eukaryota; Fungi; Ascomycota; Eurotiomycetes; Eurotiales; Aspergillaceae
Product: replication factor A subunit protein RFA1
Exons: 6
Coding region: 1-1818 (605 amino acids)
Biological process (GO): DNA recombination; DNA repair; DNA replication
Cellular component (GO): nucleus
Molecular function (GO): DNA binding
Source: RefSeq, a predicted model, not a curated record